AUGGAAUAAUCAUAAAAUUUAACUAAAAAGUAGUUUUAAGAGUUAGAAAAGAAAAUUCAAAUCUCCUUUAAUAAUAUCUUUAAAGCAAACACUGUGCGUAGCAAAGAACAUUCAAAAAGUGAUAUCUAAUUGAAUGGUGAGAUGAUGAAUUUUAUUUUAAAAUUUCACAAUGAUGAACAAAUAGAAAUGGCUAUAAACUUUUUUAGACUACUAACAAAGAAUCUUAAGAAUCAUAUCUAUGAUUAUAUCAUUCCUUCUUUAGGUUGUCUGAAAUUUGAUGAUUAAAGAAAAGGGUGCUAGAACCUUGAAGUUUUUAUAAAAAUUUAUGAGAAUUAUAUAUAAAGAUCGAAAUAUCUCUUGACUUCGUUCUAUUUUGCAAUUAACCUCCUACAUCAGAAUAAUCUGUUGGAAACUCUAUAAAAUUAUUUAAGCUAUCUAUUAUUUGAGAGAUUAAGCUCAACUCAUAUUCCUAAAUCAUUAUAUUGUUGCUUUUUUUAGCAAUUGGAUGUUGCAUAUACUCAAGUAGAUCAUAGUUAAGAUUCCUGGAAGAAUCUUACUCUGGUCCUGAAUAAGUUUGGAGACAUUUUAAUUAAUUUACAAUAGGGAUAGCCAAAUAUCGAGAUUAUUCUAGAUUUUCCAGAUCAAAUUUUGUCUCAUUUUAAAAAUAAAUAUUAGGGACUGUUUAAUAGUUGGAUAGACCAAUGUGAAAUUCCACUUUAUUUGAGAAGAGUUAAAAGGGAAAAGGAAUUGAAUGACUAAAUACUAAAUUUUUAAAGCAAUUCAAUCAAAUAAAAAGUUAAUUCUCUUUUAGAAGACCACCUCCUUAAAAAUUAUAAAGAUGUUAUUCUAUCUGAAAAAAAGCCCUUUAAUUUAGGAUAUCUUCUUUAGAAUUUUCAAUAUGAGGCAUAGUAAUAUCAAAACGAUUUAGAACUAUUCAAUGAGUUAUAUUUAACUCAUGAUCCUGAUGAUUAAGAGAUAAAAAUGAAAAUCAAGCAGAAGAUCAUAUAAGAAGGUAACCAAAUUUUAGAAAUGAUAAUAAAUGAAGAAAUAAAUUAAAAAUUGGCUCAUCGUUUUAUAAUUUCCUUGUUUUAGUUAUUUCAGAAAUAUCUUAAAAUGAUAGAAAUCUGUUUGUGUCAUAAUACAAAUAUUUCAUCUUUAUUAACAAGUGCAUUCGAAGAAUUACUUAAUUGUUAAAAUUAGAAUAUAGAUUUUCAAGAAUACUUUGUCUUGUACAUAGAAGUAGAAAUAGAGAAUGUGAUCAAUAGCUAAAUUAACAAGGAAUAAUUAAUUGAUUCAAUUCAAUUAUUGUUGUUUAUAUCUGAAAAUCAAGAUUUCACUUUAUAUUAUCAAAGUCGGUUAGCGUAAAGAUUAUUGAAAUACUAUCGAAUAUUAACCAAUCAUGAGUCUUUUUAAAUCUAUUUGAGGACUGAAUCAUUAAUAAUCUAAAAGAUGUCUAGCCUAAUGGGAAAUUAGAAUAUCUACCCUCUACAAUUAAUGAUAGAAGAAUUCUAAAAAAAUAGUGACACAACUUUUGAAUUUCGAACAGAAAAUCAUAAGUUAUUGAUUGCGCAAUAUCCUUUAUUAUUAAGAUAUCAAGAUUGGCCUAAAUUCUAAUAAUAGCAAAUAGAAUUAAAUUAAGAACUUUAAACAGUUAAUUAGCUAAAAUUGCAAUUUGAAUAAUAAUAAGAUUAAAAAUUCAUUAAUUGGUUAGAUCUGAUAUCUUAUGUUGAUAUUGAAUGUUCAAAGCUGUAAAUAACAUUCCGUAUCAGUAUCCCUUAAGCAAUAAUCUUAUUUUCAUAUUAAUUCUAAAAUGAGUUGAUGAGUAUUAAGAGAAUAUCAUAAAUCACAAAGCUAUAGGAAUACUUUAUUUUAUAAAACUGUGCAGAGAUGAAAGAUGCAAAAAUUUUGGAAGAAGUCAUCCAGGACGACGUUAAACUAUAUAGAUUUAAUGAGGAAUUGAAGGACUAAGAAGUAACAUAAAUGAGAAAACUAGUGAUCGCAACUGCCUAAAUCCCUUUUUUAUAUUUAAAAAAAUCAAAAUAAAGAAAAAAUCUAUAUUCACCCAUAGAAGCCUUUAUUAUUAGAACCUUGAAGAACUAAAAAAAAAUUUUAUUUUAAGACUUGGUUCCUAUUAUUGAAAAUUUUAUAAAACACACCUUUAAUGAGAGGGUUUAAUCAGAUCAAAUAACAUCUAUUGUUCAAGAUUUGUACGAAAAAGGUUAUUUAGAAAAAGAUGAAACUAAUCCAGAACUAUUGAAGUACGUUUGA
Molecule: messenger RNA, 2268 nt
Organism: Paramecium tetraurelia
Lineage: Eukaryota; Ciliophora; Oligohymenophorea; Peniculida; Parameciidae
Exons: 6
Biological process (GO): ubiquitin-dependent protein catabolic process; protein ubiquitination
Cellular component (GO): cullin-RING ubiquitin ligase complex
Molecular function (GO): ubiquitin protein ligase binding
Source: RefSeq, a predicted model, not a curated record